Molecule: messenger RNA, 903 nt
Organism: Elephantulus edwardii (Cape elephant shrew)
Lineage: Eukaryota; Metazoa; Chordata; Mammalia; Macroscelidea; Macroscelididae
Gene: PLEKHA3
Product: pleckstrin homology domain containing, family A (phosphoinositide binding specific) member 3
Exons: 8
Coding region: 1-903 (300 amino acids)
Biological process (GO): endosome organization; receptor recycling; retrograde transport, endosome to Golgi
Cellular component (GO): recycling endosome; trans-Golgi network; early endosome
Source: RefSeq, a predicted model, not a curated record
AUGGAGGGGGUUCUAUACAAGUGGACCAAUUAUCUCACAGGUUGGCAGCCCCGCUGGUUUGUUUUAGAUAAUGGAAUCCUUUCCUACUAUGAUUCACAGGAUGAUGUUUGCAAAGGAAGUAAAGGAAGUAUAAAGAUGGCAGUUUGUGAAAUUAAAGUCCACUCAGCAGACAACACACGAAUGGAAUUAAUCAUUCCAGGAGAGCAGCAUUUCUACAUGAAAGCAGUGAAUGCAGCUGAAAGACAAAGGUGGCUGGUUGCUCUGGGGAGCUCUAAAGCCUGUUUGAUGGAUACUAGGACUAAAAAAGAAAAAGAAAUAAGUGAAACCAGUGAAUCUCUGAAAACCAAAAUGUCUGAACUUCGCCUCUACUGUGACCUCCUGAUGCAGCAGGUUCAUACCAUCCAGGAAUUUGUUCACCAUGAUGAGACUCACUCAUCUUCCAGUGUGGAGAACAUGAAUGAAGCCUCUUCUCUACUUAGUGCCACUUGUAAUACGUUCAUCACAACACUGGAGGAAUGUGUGAAGAUAGCAAAUGCCAAGUUUAAGCCUGAGAUGUUCCAGUUGCCCCAUCCCGAUCCUUUAAUUUCUCCUGUGUCACCUUCUCCUGUUCAAAUGAUGAAGCGUUCUGUCAGCCACCCUGGAACUUGUAAUUCAGAGAGGAGUAGCCACUCCAUAAAAGAACCAGUAUCUGCACUUCACCGGCUUACCCAGAGACGCCGAAGAACCUACUCAGAUACAGACUCUUGUAAUGAUAUCCCCCCUGAAGACUCAGAAAGACCUCUUCACUAUUCAAGGAAUACACUUAAUGGAGAUUUGGCAUCAGCAUCCAUUCCUGAAGAACACAGAUACAUGGCCAAAAAGAAAUCGGAAUCGGAAGAUCUUCUUCCGUCGUUCUCUUCCUGA